This is a messenger RNA of Dibothriocephalus latus, 984 nucleotides long. Lineage: Eukaryota; Metazoa; Platyhelminthes; Cestoda; Diphyllobothriidea; Diphyllobothriidae. The record is from the annotation of a GenBank genome assembly.
AUGACAAGUGUGGGCCUGGCUCUGAAGCAGACGCUGGGUUUCUGUGAGGAAUCCCCCUACGUGACCGGCGGUCGCUGCAACAGCUCCGCGGAGUGUCGAGCGGGUGAGUUGCUGAUAUUUGGACAUGGAAUCAAGACCGGUAGAUGUAUCCCCUCCACCGUCCUGACCAACGUCAGUGUCUGUGAAAUCUACAGCUGGUGUCCCACCGAGCAUCAGAAUCCGCUUCCAGCCACGCUGCUGAGAAAUGCCCCCAAUUUUACUGUUCUCCUCAAGAACAGCAUUGAGUUUCCGAUGUUCCACGUGAAAAGGCGAAACAUUUUCGACUGGAUGGAUGUCGAUUUCCUUGAAAACUGUCUUUACGACCGGGACAAUGAGGAAAUGAAGUACUGUCCCCGGUUUCGCAUUGGCGACAUAAUCAAAUAUACUGGAAGCGAAACAGAAGAUAUUUGGACCCAGGGUGGCAUUGUGGCCAUCAGGAUUGACUGGACUUGUAAUCUGGACUAUGAUGAGGAGGACUGCCUACCAAGUUACUCAUUUCACCGACUGGAUGACUCAGAUAGUGUCUACAUGGCUGGCUGGAGUCUCAGGUAUGCUGAUCACUUCGUGGAGAAGGGAAUUCGCAAUCGCUAUCUGGUUAAAGCCAAUGGAAUACAGUUUGUAAUCACAGUGCAUGGUACUGGGGGGCGGUUUGACCUCCUGACCUUUUCAAUGAAUCUGGGUUCGGGCCUGGCCCUGUUGGGCAUAGCUACCCUCCUCUGUGACAUGAUUGUGCUCAACUUUGUGCGGAAACGGUCCAUGUAUCGAAAGGCGAAAGUGGAUCUGCUGGAGAAGCAGCGACGCAAGCUGAGGGUGGAACAGGUUCGCAGCACUCUAGGCGAACUGUAUUCAAAGUCUGGGGAACUAGACGAGAACAGUGCGCCACGCGGCCGUCCAAGACGGCGGGGGGCAGACGGGCGUCGUCCGAGGCCGCGCAGCUACGAAAAC